Molecule: messenger RNA, 3764 nt
Organism: Drosophila grimshawi
Lineage: Eukaryota; Metazoa; Arthropoda; Insecta; Diptera; Drosophilidae
Gene: kay
Product: transcription factor kayak
Exons: 3
Coding region: 898-2709 (603 amino acids)
Biological process (GO): regulation of transcription by RNA polymerase II
Cellular component (GO): nucleus
Molecular function (GO): RNA polymerase II cis-regulatory region sequence-specific DNA binding; DNA-binding transcription factor activity, RNA polymerase II-specific
Source: RefSeq, a predicted model, not a curated record
UCACGAGCGUACGGAUGACGAUGGCGGCGGGCUGGUUGGGAGCUACUAGCUCAGUUAUUUUUCGCUUUUUGUUAAGGCAACGCGACUGCAACGACGGCAACGGAAAGCCACGCGGCUCUGCGUCCCCAUUCUCUGUCUCUGUCUAUCCGUGUAGUUAGUUAGUUAGUUAUCCACACAUAUAUUCCCCCCUAACUGUCGCUCGCUCGCUCCGUCUCUCUCCCUCACUCACUAACGGACAACAGACGAUUUAAUUGUUGUUAUGCGUUCUUGUUCUUGUUACGUUUUUCGCAAGUGAAAUAUUUAUUUAUUUAGUUCCCCCGUCAGAUACUUUGUGCAGUUGUUGUUUCUUUUAUCCAACAAAUAAAACGCAAAGUAAAAGACAUUGUGUGCGUGUGUACGUGUCUGUGUGUGUGUUUGUGUGUUUCUCUUAUCGCCGUCAAACGUCACCAGAGUGUUGGUUGUUAAAUUGCGACAUCCAACAACAACAACACAUUCAACAGCCGUCAACGUUUUCGAAACUUUCAAUUCGCCGUACGAAGUUCAAAGCGAAUUGUGGGCGACGGCGACGCGGGGCCUCAUUGCCAGUUAAUCUAGAAAAUUCUGCUGUUAACAAAAUUUAAACAUUAACACAAAACAAAAGACAGCAACAACAACAACAACAAUUUGACAGCUGGAACUGUGAACUGCAAGCAGAGAGCAAAAGAGAGUAAGACAGUGCCACUGUGUAUGUGUGUGUGUGAGCACAGAGAGAGCGCCAGCUGCGUGUACGUAUAAACGGAAGAGAGAAAGAAAGAAAAUAAAUAAAGAAACGCCCGCACAUGUAAAGAGUUGACCAAGUGCAACACGAAACGAAAAUUAGUGCAAAGUGUAAAAAGUCAACCAGCAACAACAACAACAAUGAAAGUUAAAGUUGAACGCACAAAAGCAAACACAAAAACAACGGCUGCAAAGAAAGAGCGUGAGCGAGAAGUAGAAGAUGAAGAGGUGACAACGACGCAAGAACUGGACUUUUUGCCCGACAUGUCAACAACAACGAUAUCGACAACAACAACAACAUCAACGGCGACAACGGCGCGCAAUCUUAUCCUCGUUACGUUUGAUGGGAUACAGAGUGCACCGACGCUGACAACGCCAACGCUGACGCCGACGACACUGCGAACGAUUGAGGAGACCAUCUUUGAGCUGACAACGGAGACGCAGAAUGUGCCGUUUCAGGCCGGUUUCAAACCGCCGCCGCUGACAUCAUUGUGCAACGUUACUGUCGUCAACAACAACAACAAUAACAACAACAAUAAUAACAAUAACAGCAGCAACAACAACAAUAACAACAGCAACACAGUCACAACAACAGCAGCGGCUGCCGGCAACCUCACAUUGGCAAGCCCAAUGAGCACGAUGAGCACACUGAACACAAAUCCACAAUUGGAUUUGCUUGGCUUCAACUGUGGCAGUGUGCCCGAAAGCGAUUCCGAGCAAUCGAACGUUUCCUGGAACGUAGGUGGGCCGCACGAUGACCAAAGCACAACCGAUACUUCAAGUGCCGCCACGGACAGCACCUCGUAUCAGAAUGGUGGCCAUAUGUUUGGCAACAAUGGAUCCAAUGGCUCCGGUGUCAAUAAUUUUACAGGAUCACUCGCCGGCGUUGGCAGUGCUGGACGCGGCACUUCAUCUACCUCAAACAAUGCCACGCCAGCCCGACGCGGCGGCGGUCGGCGACCGAACAAGUCGGCCAACAUGUCGCCCGAGGAGGAGGAGAAGCGUCGCGUUCGCCGCGAACGGAACAAGUUGGCAGCGGCACGCUGUCGCAAGCGGCGCGUCGAUCAGACCAAUGAGCUGUCGGAGGAGGUCGAUGGCCUUCUGAAGAAGAACGAGGAUCUGAAGAAGGAGAUUGAAAUAUUGACUAACACCAGGCAUCAGCUGAAUUUUGUGCUCGAGGCACACCGUCCCACAUGCCAGAAGGUGCGCGAUGAUCUGCUCAGUGUGACCACCUGCAAUGGUUUGAUUGCGCCCACAGCGAUGCUCAGCUCUGGCAGCAAUGGCAGCCAUCAUCACAACAGCAAUAGCAACAACAGCAACAACAACAACAGCAACAACAAUAACAAUAGCAAUAGCAAUGACAGCAGCUGUGGCACCAUCACCGGCUUCGAUGCAUCGCUCAAUUCCACCGGUCGCAGCAAUUCACCGCUCGAUCUCAAGCCGGUCCUCAUCGAUGAUCAGCUGUUGGUCAAUAUCAAGCAUGAGCCGCACGAUGCUGGACUCGAUUCGAGCUCAUCGCUGGAUCAGGAUGGCCCGCCGGCGGCCAAACGUUUUGCGCUGCCCGACAUUGCCACACUGAAGCCGCAUAGCGCAUCCCUGACAACACCCACUGGUCCCGUUGCGUCCCUCAACACGCCCAUGUCGGGCAUGGCACCGACCGCCUUUGGCAUCCACGCCAAGCCAAUGCCCAAGACGCGUCCAAAUACACUCAACGUGAAUCAGUCCCUGGCGCAGCCGGGCAACAUCGCCAUCGGCAAAACACCGAUGCAGAUCGAGGGUGUGCCCAUCCAGACACCAUCCGCCGGCAACUUUAACUUCGAUUCACUGAUGGCCGGCGGCACCGGUCUGACGCCCGUCUCGGGUCCAUUGGUGCCCACGUGCUCAUCGCAAAACAAGCAUCCGCUGGAGCUGCCAACGCCCACAAGUGAGCCGUCCAAGCUGGUCAGCUUAUAACCAGUGGUGUAGGAUACGUGGUGGUGGUUGCAUGACGCCAACUACAGUUAUAUAAAAUAUAUACAUAUAUAUAUAUUUAUAUAUAUUAAUAAUUAUAAUUAAGAUUUGUAAAGGAUGUUUUCCCCUUUUGUUUCUUAUUGGAAAACAAACGAAAACGAACUUGACUGCCACGCCCACAUCAAUGUUGAAUGGCGUUAGCCGAGUUCAAAAAAGUUAAUCUACUUAUUUUAAUAUAUUAUUUUUAUUGUUUUUCCGUUUAAACUGUAACUGUAACUGUAACUGUAACUGCUUUUGUAUUAUUAUCUUUAUUAUGCUUAAUUUAUGAGUUGCUGUCAAUUGUCCCUAUCUAAAUAUUAUAAAAUACAUCUAUAUAUAUAUAUACAUACAUAUACAUAUAUUUCUACAACGAUUUAUAUAUGUAUACUAUAUAUUUACUUGGAUUUUUUGUGCAAUUAUCAAUCAACCAUUUUCGUUUGCGUGUGUUUUUUGAAAACAUAUACAUAGCAAAUAUUUAUAUAAACUAAAUGCCUAAACAUUUUGCAACAAAAGAAAAAACAAAACAAAACAAAAAAGAUGGAAAGUAAUGUAAAUGAAUAAGAGAUGAGAAUGAGAAGGAUGUGAAUGGAAUGUUGUAUAUGAAGGAUGAGUUGUGAUAUUUAUUAUUAACAAGUUGAAUAAAAUACAAACAAAAAACAAAAACAAAAAACAAAACCUAAUUACAAAUGGAACAUUAACAGAGCGUGUAACGAAAGGAACUAAGCCGGUUUUAAAAUUGUACAUUUAAACAUAAAGUAAAACAAAAUGCGAGAUACAAAUUAAACAAAACAAAAAACAAAAAAAAGUUGCCUUGAUAAAAUGAGAUAGGGAAAAUCAAAUGAUAAACGAUAAAUGAUAAAUGAUAAAUGAUAAAUCAAAUAUAAAACGAGAGAAAGAGAAUUUGAAAUACUAACUUAUACUACUUAAUAUUUAAGGCGCAGUAGAAAAACCCAAAUAUAUUUUUACUAAAGGCAAGAUGCGCUCUAUUUUCACAUACGAUUUAUAAGAAAUGACAAAAA